Messenger RNA from Nerophis lumbriciformis (worm pipefish), 4617 nucleotides. RefSeq names its product glyoxylate reductase 1 homolog (Arabidopsis) (gene glyr1). The record is from RefSeq and is a predicted model, not a curated record. Gene Ontology annotation, biological process: transcription elongation-coupled chromatin remodeling. Lineage: Eukaryota; Metazoa; Chordata; Actinopteri; Syngnathiformes; Syngnathidae. Gene Ontology annotation, molecular function: NAD binding; nucleosome binding; NADP binding. Gene Ontology annotation, cellular component: chromatin.
CGUGUGAUGUGUUGUCUUCCCCCCUCAUUCGUUGCGACGUUUUAUUAGACUUGCAAGAUGGCGACGGUGCAUCUGAGAAUCGGAGACCUGGUGUGGGGGAAACUCGGCCGCUAUCCACCAUGGCCCGGAAAGGUAGUGAGCCCUCCCAAAGAUCUGAAAAAACCAAGAGGCAAAAAAUGCCAUUUUGUCAAAUUCUUUGGAACAGAAGACCAUGCCUGGAUUAAAGUGGAACAGCUGAAACCCUACCAUGCCCACAAAGAAGAGAUGAUCAAAAUAAAUAAAGGCAAGCGCUUUCAGCAGGCUGUCGACGCGGUGGAAGACUUCCUCAAAAAAUCCAAGGGGAAAGAUCAGAACUCUGAGGGUAAGGGAGAGUCGAAAGGAAAGAAGACCCCAAACAAGCCACUAAAGAUACUGGAUGAGGAUGAUGAGGAUCUCAGUGCCUUGAGAGAUCCCUCUGAGAAGGACUUAACUGACUCUGACCCCGAGCCGUCCACUAUUGAGAGGCUGGGGGCUGGACCUGGAUUCAAAUGGGAAAGCAGUCCUGUGAAGGACGACCCACAUUUCCAUCACUUCCUGCUUAGCCAGUCUGAGAAGCCUGCCCCAUCCAUGGAACCAAUAAGCAAGCGUCUAAAAGUUAUUGAGGAGGACAGGGCAUCAACAUCCAUCCAGGCAGCAGAUAGCACGGCAAUCAACGGCAGCAUCACCCCCACAGAUAAAAGGAUAGGGUUCCUCGGUCUAGGGCUGAUGGGGAGCGGUAUCGUCUCCAACUUGCUGAAAAUGGGCCAUGUUGUCACGGUGUGGAACCGCACAGCAGAAAAGUGUGACCUGUUCAUCCAAGAAGGUGCCCGCUUGGGUCGGACCCCUGCAGAAGUCGCUUCCAUGUGCGAUAUCACUUUCUCUUGCGUCUCUGACCCAAAGGCUGCCAGAGAUUUGGUUUUGGGUCCCAGUGGAGUGCUCCAGGGAAUCCGGCCGGGCAAGUGUUACGUAGAGAUGAGUACGGUGGAUCCAGAGACCAUCACAGAACUCUCCCAGGUGAUCACUUCAAGGGGUGGACGUUUCCUGGAGGCUCCGGUGGCAGGAAGCCAGCAACUCUCCAAUGACGGAAUGUUGGUCAUCUUGGCCGCCGGUGACCGAACAGUUUAUGAGGACUGCAGCAGCUGCUUUCAGGCAAUGGGAAAAACUUCCUUCUUCUUGGGCGACGCAGGGAAUGCAGCGAGGAUGAUGCUCAUCCUCAACAUGGUGCACGGCAGCUUCAUGGCCACCAUUGCAGAAGGGCUCACACUGGCACAGGCCACUGGCCAAUCACAGCAGACCCUGCUCGACAUCCUAUGCCAGGGCCAGAUGGCAAGCACCUUUGUGGACCAAAAAUGCCAAAACAUUUUACAGGGCAACUUUAAGCCAGACUACUAUUUGAAGCACAUUCAGAAAGACUUGAGGUUAGCCAUCUCCAUGGGUGACAUGGCCAACCAUCCCACCCCCAUGGCUGCAGCUGCAAAUGAGGUGUACAAGAGGGCCAAGGCGCUGGACCAGUCAGACAAUGACAUGUCUGCAGUCUACAGAGCCUACAUUCAUUAGUCUUUCAUCCUUCUUCAUUUCUCCUUUUUAUUUCUUAGAUUCUCUCAUUUGAUUAUUCCCCCCACUAGGAUGGGAGUGUUUUUGUUUGAAUGCCAGAAAACAUUGCACUGAUCUGAGUGAAGUAGUGUAGGACCACUGAGGAGCAGCUUGUUUUGGCAAAUGUUUCUAUGUGCAGAUUUCAUUUCAUGGACUUUUUGGCUUUUUUCCCCCUUUUAAAAAUCGCAAAUUCCAAGAGUGAAAGACAGAAUAUGCCACUACAUUGCCUUAAUAGACUAAUCCCGCAAAUUCUCAAUAAGGACCUUAUUUAUUUAUGACUAGAUGUUCUUUGUGUUGACACAUUUCUGUACCUGACAAAGGCAAGUUCUGCUUUUACGUUGUUUGUUGUAGUGAGCCAUCCCAAUAACACCUUUUAGUAUGCAGUAAUAACUAGUUUGGAGAAGUUCUCAUUUGUCUUUCAAUUGUUAUCCUGCAACAACAUGAACCUUCUUUUCACCCCAAAUAAGAUUUUUACCCUGGAAAAGUGAAAAGAUGUCUGUUUUGUCAGUCAUAAAAGCUUUGAAAAUAUGUAUUAUAUGUUACAGAUUCCACACAUCAAGAUAAAACAAGACAGUUUUGAUGUGUCCAGUGUGUCAUGAUUAGAGAUGUAACGAUAAACGGCAAUAAUACCCUCAAUAAAACAUCCUACAGUUAGUAUUAAAUAACCUGCACUUUGAUAAACUAAUUUACCGGAGAAGCAAGCUAGCUUAAAUGCUAACAUGAAUACAAGACACAUUUCUUUAAGAAACGACACACCCCAAUUUAAACGUGUAUAAACGCAUUCUUGUCUGAGCAAAUAAGAUAUUUAAUUGUGUAGUUUGAACCUACAGAAUGAUGGAUCUAUAGAUAUGAUUAUGACCGUCAUAGAAGAUAAACACUCAAAUAAUAAAAUGGCUCUGAAGAAGUAAGAAAAAUGUUUCAUAUUUUCCUACCAAGGAAGUAUACUGUAUCUAGUAUUAUGCUAGUGUGUACUUUUUGAGCACAUUCAACAAAACCGGGAUAUUAUGUUCUUAUUGUUACAUCGCUAGUUUUACAGUAACAUCACUCGCAUUACGUUACAGUUUGAAGGGAGUGUCUUUAUAUCAUGUCGAGGUCACCAAUGUGGCAAUUUAUAAAAAGUAAACAUAUUUAUUUUAAUUAAUCAUGUCAGGGUCACCAAUGUGAUAAUUUAGUAAAACUAAGAACAUAUUUUUCAAAUUUUCUUGUAAUCAGACCUUGUUUUGACUGUCGUCAGCAGUCUUUUUCAGAAGGGUCACCUGACCACUGUGACGUGUAACCUAUCAGCUGUUCUUAUAGGCGUGGCCAACUAGGCAGACCGUUCAAGUCUACCUGGUUUGCAAGACCACUGGAAGGUUUACAAGGAACCCGAACAGGAAAUCUUAAAACCAGCCAUAUCAGAUCAUUGCAAAAUAAAUAACCACAUCAAGGACCGGGACAACGGCAAAAUCAUUGGCACAGAAAUUAACACAUUCAAACGAUGGAUUAAGGAGGCAAUCGAACUAAGGAUGCGGCCCAAGGAAACCUUGCAUACCUGGGAUUCCCUCCAUUAACCAUCAAGCGGCGGGGGAGGGGGGGGAACCAACCAGGUAGACUUGACAGGUCUGCCUGGUUGGCCACGCCUGUAAGAACUGCUGAAAGGCAACACGUCACGGUGGUCAGGUGACCCUUCUGAAGAAGACUGCAGAGACAGUCAAAACAAGUCAGGUAAACAUUCCAUCUAAUAUACUGAAAAGAUGGUCUGAUUACAAGAACAUUUGAAAAAGUAUAUGAAUGAGAAGACCUAAUGAACCUUUUUGAGCAGGGUAAAAACAUUUAUUUUAAUUAAUUAUAUCAGGGUGACCAAUGUGACAAUUUAGAGAAAACUAAACAUCUUUAUUUUAAGACCGCCAGUGUAAAACCGAAUAACAGGAUGUAGUCGUUCCUGACGCACCUAAACUCCUCACAAACCACGGCCCCAGACCGACUGGGUGAGCGACAUGACCACGCCCCCAUCGCCCUUCUGUCCCUCCGCUGAUCCAGACCACAGUCCUCCAAUCUGCUGUAAACAAAUGUGACCUAACAAAACUGAAGAAGAAGAAACAUUGCAACAAUCGGGAAAAAAACUUUUGGGGACUGCUUUUGACAGAAAACUCCAAAACUAUUUAAAGAAAAGCGUGACGAUGGAUUUUAUAAUCCGGCGAGUUAGAGGUGAGUAUGUUGUCAACAAAAUAGGCCCAACAGCACCCAUAAACAAUUUUCUUUGUAAUAUGAAACAAUAAAACUUCAGCAAACAGGAUCAUGGUCCUAAUUGCAGGUAGCAUUAAAUAUGAUUCAUACAAUAUUUGAAUUAAUAUAAAAAACAUUUGAUUUUCACCUAACUUUCUGAAAAAUAGGGGUCGGUCGUCUUACAUUCGGGCAAAGAUGUACUUUUAACCAAAUUCAAUUAUUUUUGGUCUGGUAGUUUUUGAAGAGAAAUCUGUUUCAUAAAACAAGUUUGAUAAAUGUUUUAUUGACAUAAAUGUCACCAGCUUGAUGUAUUUCUUAGAUCAGAGCGGGUACUACUAACAUAAGUCAUGAAAAUGUUGCUUUAUUUCUUGUGUGGGAGUGGAAGUGAAGUUUGAUGACCAAGCAAAUGACAGAAGUGGCUCAUAAAAAGAACAAUAUUGUGACAAUGUUUGAACCAGGUUGAACUGUAAAUGUCCUAAUCAUUAUGCAUGCUUAUUUAAGGUUUCAGGGUGAUUAACGACUUCUAGGUUUGACAUUUGACUUCAUCAUGCAGUGUAACAAAUGUAAAUAAUAGCACAUUAAGGACAAAAUAUUUUAUAUCUUCAAGUUACUGAAUGAUAACUUUUGGUUCCGACUCUUCAAAGCAACAAUAUUAUUGGUUUGUGUUAGCGGAAUUAUUAUUCAAUUGGAUCCAUUUUAAGAAGAAAUAUUUGACUUUGGGGAUGUUAUGAUUUUUUUGUGUACAUGUGGAAAUAAUAUCAAGGCUUUUGUGCUGUUUAAUAAAUCCUCUCCUGAUUACAA